Messenger RNA from Medioppia subpectinata, 2001 nucleotides. The record is from the annotation of a GenBank genome assembly. Lineage: Eukaryota; Metazoa; Arthropoda; Arachnida; Sarcoptiformes; Oppiidae.
AUGAUUCCUCAUGUAAUAUUCAAAGAGCAGGGUGUUGGGAUAGAAACCACCAUACCCUAUUUCUUAUAUCAAGAGAUUGACAUUUCCUUUCUGUCACAUUCGGCUAAGCCAAAGAAUGGAGAAGUGUUUCAGAAGCUGAAUAGUGCUCCUAAAAAAGUUACAGUUGUUACAUCUACAACGAAUUCUAAGCCGAUGAAAGGCAUUUCAAUUGCACAAUUGAAAGCUAUGCAGCAAAAAAAACAAGAGGAAUCCAAACGGCUUGAAGAAAUAAAGGUUCAGGUCAAAGAGGCGGCAGUAAAACGAAAGGCAGUUGAAGAAAGAAAAAGAGUCGAAGAAGAAAAAGUUAAAGUAAUGGCUGAAGAGAAUAAUAAGACUACCAAAAUGACUAGUAAUUUUAAUAGGCUAGGUUUAUUUUCAAAGCAGGAUAAGAAGACUGGUGUUAUCCGAGAAAAAGACGCGACUAAUAAUCAAUUAAAAGAAACCGAAUUCAAAAGUCCAAUUUGCUGUAUUUUGGGACAUGUCGAUACUGGAAAGACUAAGCUAUUGGAUAAAUUAAGAGAGUCUGAUGUCCAAGGAUCUGAAGCAGGUGGUAUAACACAGCAGAUAGGAGCAACAUUUUUCCCAACUAAUGUUCUUUCGAGCAAGUGUGGUGUUGCUAUUUCAGACUUGCCUGGGAUUUUGAUUAUUGAUACACCUGGCCAUGAAUCGUUUAGCAAUCUUCGUUCAAGAGGAUCGUCUCUAUGUGAUUUAGCUAUUUUAGUUGUUGACAUUGUUCAUGGAUUAGAACCACAAACCAUUGAAAGUAUUCAACUCCUAAAGCAAAAGAGAACACCAUUUAUUGUUGCCCUCAACAAAAUCGAUAGAAUUUACAAUUGGAAAUCAGUGUCUUAUAGAAAAUUUUCGGAGUGUUUAGUUGCUCAGAAAGAUGAGUCAAAGCGUGAGUUUGAGAAGUUACUUCAUGGAACUAUUAACGAUAAUGGAAUUUUAAAAGAAAAUGACAAGAUUGCAGUCUCAGGAUUUGAAGGUCCAAUUGUUACAACAAUUAGAACCCUUUUGGUCCCUCAACCUCUUAAAGAGCUCAGAGUGAAAUCACUGUACCAAAGUGUCAGGAAGGUUCGAGCAUCUAUGGGUAUAAAGAUUGUUGCAAAUAGUCUUGAGAAUGCACUUGCAGGCUCAAAGCUAUAUGUGAUUAAUGAAGAGCUGCCUGAGAGCAAAGCAAUGGAGCUUUUAGAAGAAGAUAUAUCAUCGAUUAUGUCACAUGUGGAAACUGUAGAAGAAGGUGUUCAUGUUGCCGCAUCUACACUUGGAGCUAUGGAGGCGCUCUUGUCAUUUUUGAAAAAAGAGAAGAUAUCUGUGGCAUCAGUUUCAUUAGGGAGAAUUAAGAAAAAGGAUAUUUUGAAAUGUUCUGCGAUGUCAAACAAAUUCAAUCGUAUUGUUCUGAGCUUCGACGUUCCCAUCGAUAAAGAGCUUCAGGAAUUAGCCGAUUCUCUCUCAACAAAAGUAUUCGUAGCCCCAAUUAUCUACCACCUAUUAGAUUUUCAUAAGAAGUUUGUUCAUACUUUAUCCGAGUCUGAUAAAUUACAAAAUGCGGCUGAGGCUAUAUUUCCAGUCAAAUUCCGUAUUCUUCCGAAUUGUGUUUUUAUGUCAAGAAGUCCAUUGGUUUUAGGUGUGGAAAUUGAAAAGGGAACAUUAAAGAUAAAUACACCAGUUUGUGUAUUCAAAAGCAAGGAAGUUGUUCGGCUAGGAGUUGUUACAUCCAUUGAAGAAAAAAAGAAGCCAGUCCAGCAAGCAGGUAGGGGAAAGCAAGUUGCUAUAAAAAUAGAAAUUGGCAAAAAUGAUGCGCCUAGAUGCCUAGAUAGACAUUUUUCAGUUGAUGACAUGAUAUACUCUGUUUUGACCAGGAGGUCUAUUGAUCUACUGAAGUUAUACUUUAUGGAUGAACUUCAAGAUGAUCAUGCGGAGCUUAUUGUUUUCUUAAAGAAGAAGUUUGAUAUUAUAUAA